UGGUUUAGUCUUUUUGAGCAAGACCACUGUAUUUUGAGUGCGAAAGAGAGAGAAUGGCUUGCAGCGUUGGCAAUCCGAUGUCUUCUUCAGCUUAGCCUCAAACCCAAACAAACGCAAAAACACUCUCGGCAGUUAAGCUGCUCCAAUCUGGCAACUACCCACUCUUUUCCUUCCUUCCUUUCCAAAAAAAAAAAAAUAAUUUUUUUCUCCCUCAUUUAUUUGCUUCGUUAAUUCAUUCAUUCAUUCGCUUCUCAUUUCAUUCCUUCACCUAAUAUUUACUCUCACUUCCACUGCAUGAACGCAUUUCUCUCCAGUUUCUGAGCCGAAGCGAUGCCGUUGCUGAGGUUCCCCGUCAGAAAUGAGUACAGCCUGGGCCAUCCCGACCUCUACAAGGGGGCCAAUAAAGAAGAUCCCAAAGCCGUGCUUGACGGUGUUGCUGUAGCUGGCCUUGUUGGGAUCUUGCGUCAAUUAGGCGAUCUUGCUGAGUUUGCGGCAGAGGUUUUUCAUGGGUUGCAGGAGCAAGUGAUGACAACAGCUUCAAGAAGUCAUAGGUUGAUGGUUCGCAUGCAACACAUUGAAGCUUCGCUUCCUUCUCUUGAGAAGGCUGUACUGGCCCAAACAAGCCACAUUCAUUUUGCUUACACUGCUGGUUCUGAGUGGCAUCCUCGUAUUGGAAAUGAGCAAAACCAUUUUGUCUACAGUGACUUGCCACGAUUUAUUAUGGAUUCCUAUGAAGAAUGUCGUGAUCCUCCACACCUGCAGUUGCUUGACAAAUAUGAUGCUGGUGGGCCUGGGUCUUGUCUGAAGAGAUAUUCAGAUCCAACCUUCUUCAAAAGAAUAUCAGGUAGCUCCAUUGGAGCAACUGCUGAGAAAUUACAACGAGAUAAGAAGACUCGUAAAAGCAAGAAAAAAAGGUCCUCUCAGAGGAAUGGAGAAAUAUCACACAUUGCAUCAAUGCCCAAUCACAGUGGCAGAUUCCAUAUGUCAUCUCAAGCUGUUAAUGGACAAAGUAUUUCCCAAACUGCAUCUACCAUUGACAUGAAAUUGAAAUCAGACUUUGGAGAUCAUUCAAAUUCAUUUGAUUCAAGAACUGGUUCAGGUUAUAUUGAACAUGUUUUCAAUCUAAGUUCUUCCUUGCAACCUGGAGAUCAAGAGUCUAAGGAAUCCACUUCUAGUUUGAUGCAGCAUAUUGAUACCCUUGAUUCUGUUUUUCUGGAUGAGUCAACUCAGAUAUUAGAUGACAAUUUUCCAUGCGGUUCAUCACAAGAGCAAACUGCUCCAAGAUUUUCUUGUGUUACUUGGGAUGAAAAGGCUGAAAUAGUGGGGCUGAAGGAUAAAAAAUGUGACAGGGGUGAAGACCCACAAGUGCUUUCAAACAGAGAUACACCGGACAGAGGAACUGCCAACCUUGUAAAUGAUGAUCACAUGGAUGUCAUGAUAUCUGAUGAAGACACUCCUGAAUUGAUCUUUGAUACAAAUCAGCUUGAUGAAGUUGAAAGUGAACCAGACACUUAUAUGGAUGCUCUUAAUACCAUUGAGUCGGAAUCUGAAAUUGAUCGUGAUUACCAAACAAAACGAGAAGUGAAGCAAUAUUCAUCUGACGUCAAAAAUGAAAGAAAAGAACAUGGAAUAAAUGGGUCCAUGGAACAUGAUUCAGAUCAUUAUCCAUCUACAAUUGAGUCUCAUACUGUAUCCAACAUCUUACCCAGUAAUGGAAUCCCCAGUGCUCUAAACUCAGUCCUCUCGGAGACUAUUUUCCUUGAGACACAAAUUUCUGGAAAGUCUUCUAAUUCAGCCCAUUCACUGGGCACUGAUGUAUGUGCUUGUGCUGAUAUUCUUGACAUUUCACGAGCAGAAUCGGUUGUCAUGGAUGGCCCACCAGCAGAAUCAGUUGUUGUUGAUGGCCCACAGGCAGAGUCACUUGUCAUUGAUGGCUUACAAGCAGAAUCAGUUGUCACUGAUGGCCCACAAGCAGAAUCAGUUGCCAUCGAUGGUCUUCAAGCAGAAUCAGUUGUUGGUGAUGCUUGUCAAGCAGAAUCAGUUGUUGGUGAUGCUUGUCAAGCACAAUCAGUUAUCAUUGAUGGUCCAAGAGCAGAGUCUGUCAUAAGUGAUCCAUCAUCCUCUGACGCCAGAAUUUCUGGUUCUUGGGAUCUAUCUGGUGAUAAGGUCAUAAACAGUUUUAGAGAAUCUCAACAAUCUCAUGCUGAAUGUUCUGGUGUUCAAUCAGUUACAUUCUGGACAAAUGGUAACCUAUUGGGACUGGAGCCGUCAAAACCUCCUGCUUUUGCUGUGUCAAAUGCCACUGAUCAGUAUUAUGUUGCUGGAAGUACAUGUGAAAAAGUAGGUCCUCCAAAUCCAGCCCUCAAGAGUGAUGGGCAAAAAGGAAAACCAAAUACAUUGGUUGAGAGUGCUGAAAGUGUUAAGGCAGUUUCAAGUUCUAGUAAUGGAAAAGUUCAACUUCUAGAUUCUAAAGCUGAAAAAUCCAUUGGUUCACAAAAUGGUUUUAAUCGUGGUCAUGAAGGUGUCUUGAAUGGAACUUCUGUAGCUGUGUCAGGAACAGAGCUGGCAUCAGAUGUCAAAGUAAAAUCAACGGAAGCAAAUCAUGGAAAUGAUGGAAACUCAUCUUUAGUGUUUACACUGGGCCAUAGGUUACUUGUAAAUGGUUUUCAUAGAAAGUUGCCCCUUGCUCACAGUGAAAAAUCUGAAUCAGUAGGCUCUCUUGUAGCUAGUGUGUUAGAUCGGGAUAGUGGGAACCAUUCUGAUGCAAAUCGACCAAUUUUAAAGACGACCUUUGUGGAGCAGUUUGGGCAUGGAUCUCCUCUAGGUUCACUCACUUCUUCACCGCCACUUGAGCGUAUGAAAAUAUCUUUCAACCCUAUAGAUGGCCUUGAGACUUCUAAACUGAAACUAAAAUUUCCUGAUGGAAAUCAAUCCCAUGAAGGCAUUAGAGAUAUGUUUGCUUCAUUUCAGUUGGUCCCAGAGCCUGCUAUUCCACGGAACGUUGAUGGUUCUGAUUCUGAUGAUGAUACCUUCUGCAGAUCAUCUCCUUAUAUGUCAGAUGAUUGUCCUAGCCACCAGUCUGAGUCAAAUUCAGAGCAGUGGGAAUCUGAUGAAUCCCCCGGAGAAAGCAAGGACCAUGAGCUAUAUGAUGCUUUAAGUCGAAUUCCAUCAAUGGAAACUGUUUCAAGCUCUCUUCAAAUGGAAGGAGCAACUAAGAAUGGCAUGCAUGUGGAGCAUGGACUUCAAAGUACCUAUACAGAGAGUAAUGUAGAACCUUCUCUGUCAAGUCUUGAUCUUCCAAGUUUUGGUGCCAUGAACCCUGUAUUACCGGGAGAAAUAAAGUCUACUGGUCCUAAAAAUAUCGAACACUUGGAAAACUAUGGGGAAGUCACCCCACUGCCACCGCCUCUCCCUCCAGUGCAAUGGCGGGUCACUAAGCCACAUUCAGAUAUGGCUGCAGAGGAACAAUAUUCUGUAUCAGAGGCUUUUAAACAUGCAUUAGAUCUGAAGCAUUUGGGAUCUAUCAUCAAUCAGCAACCUGAGUACCGCCCAUCUAAUCAACUAUCCUCAAAAAAGGAGAACACUAUUUCUUAUUGCCACAGCGAGCAUGAAGACCAGCAGAAGUUGAAUAGGCAGAAGAAAGCUAAUCAGGUUGCAAAUGGCAAGGGGUUUGAUGAGGAGGAUUUCUUGCAUCAAAUUAGGAGUAAAUCAUUCAGCCUAAGGCCGACAGUUGCAACAAGGCCAAUCUUUGCAUCAGGUCCAGCUGCAAAUGUCAAAGUCACCGCAAUUAUAGAGAAAGCACAUGCAAUCCGGCAGGUUGUUGGAAGUGAUGAUGGUGAGGAUGAUGAUAACUGGAGUGACAGUUGAGCUUCUCAUGAUGAAUUUCUUGGUGUUGAGUAUUGAUGUUUGAUGAAGCUGUUAUAUGUGUAUAAUCAGAGUUUCUUUUUGUUGUAAUUAAUAGUAGGGGCCUUAUCUGGUAAUUAAUUUCAAUUGUUUCAUUAAUUUUUUGAAUUGUUAAGAACAAAAUGGAAGAGAUUAGUUCUAUAAUGAUGUAAUUUUAUGUAUUAUAAGAUAAUUAUAAUAUGAAUUGUUAAAUUUCAGGUUUCA
Molecule: messenger RNA, 4107 nt
Organism: Mangifera indica (mango)
Lineage: Eukaryota; Viridiplantae; Streptophyta; Magnoliopsida; Sapindales; Anacardiaceae
Product: protein SCAR1-like
Exons: 9
Coding region: 331-3867 (1178 amino acids)
Biological process (GO): actin cytoskeleton organization; positive regulation of Arp2/3 complex-mediated actin nucleation
Cellular component (GO): cytoskeleton
Molecular function (GO): Arp2/3 complex binding; protein kinase A regulatory subunit binding
Source: RefSeq, a predicted model, not a curated record